AUUGAAAUGUUUGGUUCAAUUUGUGGGAAUUUGAAAUUUUUAUUGUAGCGUUUCAAAAGAAUGUACACAUCGCUUCAAUAGCGUUGUUAAACUUGAUUUCCGAGGUAAAACUUACAGUCGAGGACAAAGAGAAUGAGAGAAUGAUUGAAACCAGUCCUAAUCUUAGGAAAAGGGUUUCUGAACAUAGCCUCAAGUGCUUGUUUGCUUAUAUUAAAGGUGAAGAACGCAUCCUUUGAUUGAGCACGUGCAAUUAUGCUAACGAAGUAGUUAAAUUACACAGAGUAUUGAUGGAUGUUCUAUUUUAUCUCGCAGUCAACAUGGUUAUCAGGCAUUGUGUACACGCUUGCUUGUUAGACAACCCUUGGGUUCCCAUAAAACAACAGCUGUGAUCAACAAUUAAUAUAGUGCCUGAACCAGCUACUACCCACAGUUCUCCUGCAAUCAUCGAAGAGUUGACUCAAUUUAAUACACUUGUCAGCUCGUACCAGGUUCGAUAUACCCUGGCGGCUAAAAUAAACUCUGACUGAAAGGUUUAUGUGCUUUGAGAAACAGUUUACGCAAUCUGGUUAUAAACAGUUUCUACUUACCGCUACUUUGGAACACUUCUCUCCUCUUCGCUUUACAAGUUGUUCUUUGAGGAGUCCUUUGGUAUAUUCGCAGCCGACGAUCAUGGCGCAUUCACAAAAACUAGCAUUAGGAAUAGAUCUCGGUACAACUUCAGUUAAAGUAGUCGUUGUGUCAACUGAGACCAAACAGAUUGUUAGUAAGCAGUCCAAAGAUACGCAGGCUAAUGUACCUAGUGAUCUGGGUGUGGAAGGAAACAAGCAGGAUGUACCGAAAAUUCUAUCCGCAGUCCACAGCUGUGUAUCACGCAUUCCAAAAGAUUUGCUUCGCCAGGUGGUUAAUAUCGGAAUUUGUGGACAAAUGCAUGGUGUGACGUUUUGGAAAUAUUCGUCGGAGGAGGAUAAUAAGGAGCACGAUGGGGUAUUUAAGUUGGAAAUUUGUCGAGAAAAAGUAUCGCCGCUUUACACUUGGCAAGAUUCACGCUGCGAUCCAAAAUUUCUGGCAUCUUUGCCAGCGUCAAAAAGUCAUCUAACUACUCACUCUGGUUACGGCUGUGCUACUGUAUUCUGGUUUGCAAAAUACAAACCUGAAAAGCUGAGCAAAUACAAUAGAUGUGGUACAGUUCAAGAUUUGUUGGUGGCUCUGCUUUGCGGUCGUAGCGAAGUAGCGAUCAGCACACAAAAUGCAGCUAGCUGGGGAUAUUUCUUAACAGAAGAGUCACGUUGGGAGAUAGAUGUCUUGUCUCAACAUGAAUUUCCUACACAUAUUUUACCGAGUAAAAUUUUACAGCCCGGACAAGCGGCUGGCUGCUUGGAGCAAACGUGGUUUGGAAUUCCUGCUGGUACACCAGUAGGUGUUGCUUUAGGUGAUCUGCAGUGCUCUGUUUAUGCCUUAUUAAAAGAUCCAACAGAUGCGGUACUGAACAUAUCAACUUCAGCGCAACUUGCAUACGUUGAUCCAUUUUUCAUUCCAAAACAGUCAGGUGAAACAGCAAAAAUUCAACAUUUUCCAUAUUUCGAGGGAAAGUACUUGGCAGUAGCUGCAUCUUUGAACGGAGGUAAUUCUUUAGCUACAUUUGUAAGAGCAUUACAACAAUGGAGCAUGGAUUUAGGCUUCUCAAUACCACAAUCUAAGGUUUGGGAAAAGUUAAUAACUCUGGGGAAAGAGGACACGGCCAUUUCUGAUUUGGAAAUCGUGCCUACUUUGCUUGGUGAACGCCAUGCUCCCGAACAUACAGCUAGUGUGUCUCAAAUAACGCUAGACACCUUACAACUUGGCCAGAUAUUCCGUGCACUUUGUUCUGGGGUAAUAAAAAAUCUUCAUAAUAUGAUGCCGCAGGAAGUAUUGCAAAAGGCUGGAAUCCAGCAAAUUGUUGGUAAUGGAUCGGGUUUGGUCCGGAAUUUAGUGUUGCAAAAGGAAGUGUUGCGAUGGUACCAGUUACCAUUGGAAAUAGGACAGUCGGGAGAUGCAGCUCUCGGAUCAGCUCUUGCAGUGAUUAACCAUAACUAGAAAACUAGCGAAGCUACAGACUCUAAGCCCUGAGUAACACGUCGCCAAACGUAAUAUGACCUUCUUUUUGAGUCUCAAA
Messenger RNA from Diprion similis, 2152 nucleotides. RefSeq names its product sedoheptulokinase-like. Gene Ontology annotation, cellular component: cytosol. The record is from RefSeq and is a predicted model, not a curated record. Gene Ontology annotation, molecular function: sedoheptulokinase activity. Bases 535 to 2073 code for a protein of 512 amino acids. Gene Ontology annotation, biological process: carbohydrate metabolic process. Lineage: Eukaryota; Metazoa; Arthropoda; Insecta; Hymenoptera; Diprionidae. The transcript has 9 exons.